Gekko japonicus is the source of this 1635-nucleotide messenger RNA. RefSeq names its product solute carrier family 22 member 2-like. Lineage: Eukaryota; Metazoa; Chordata; Lepidosauria; Squamata; Gekkonidae. The record is from RefSeq and is a predicted model, not a curated record. Bases 1 to 1635 code for a protein of 544 amino acids. Gene Ontology annotation, cellular component: membrane. Gene Ontology annotation, biological process: transmembrane transport. The transcript has 10 exons.
AUGCCAGACUUAGAUGAUAUUUUAGAGCAUAUUGGGGAGUUUGACUUAUUCCAGAAAAGGGCAUUUUUUCUUAUUUGCUUGCUCUCAGCUGCCUUUGCCCCCAUCUAUGUGGGAGUUGUUUUUUUGGGUUUCAUACCGGAGCACCGUUGCCUGAAUCCUGGAGUUGCUGAGUUAAGCAGCAGGUGUGGUUGGAGUCUCGAAGAGGAGUUGAAUUACACAGUUCCAAAGGGAAAGACCAGUGGAGAAGUUUUAACUAGUCAGUGCCUGAGGUACAAUGUGAACUGGAAUGCAACCAACCUGAGCUGUACAGAUCCACUGGAAGGCCUUGUGAGUCACUGGGACACGAGCAAUCUCUCUCUUACCACUUGUCAAGAUGGCUGGGUUUAUGACUCUUCGGUAUCAUCCAUCGUGAGUGAGUUCAACUUGGUGUGUGAAGACUCCUGGAAGCUAGAUGUGUUCCAGGCAUGUGUCAACGCUGGGUUUUUCCUUGGCUCUGUAACCGUUGGCUAUAUAGCAGACAGGUUUGGACGUAAAACAAGUCUCUUGAUUACCACCCUGGUAAGUUCCAUUUCAGGAGUUCUUGUCGCCUUGGCACCAAACUACUUAUGGUCUGUGAUAUUUCGAUUCAUGCAAGGACUAGUCAGCAAGGGCUCCUGGACAGCAGGCUACAUCCUAAUCACAGAAAUUGUUGGCCCAGGGUACAGGAGGACCGUGGCCAUUCUCUAUCAAGCGGCAUUUGCUGUUGGUCUUCUCAUCCUUGAUGCGGUUGCUUAUGCAAUUCCCCACUGGAGAUGGCUUCAGCUUGCUAUUACCUUGCCAACCUUCCUGCUUUUGCUCUACUACUGGUGUCUCCCAGAGUCUCCCAGAUGGCUUAUCUCCCAAGGGCAGAACGGCAGAGCUAUGGAGAUUGUGGGUGAUAUUGCUAAAACAAAUGGGAAAAUGUUGCCUGCUCAGUUUGAGAGUAUUACCCUUGAAGAGGGAGAUGAAGAUGGUGAAAAACUGAGCCCUUCACUUAUUGAUCUUGUGAAGACACCACAGAUGAGAAAAUACACAUUUAUUUUGAUGUAUAACUGGUUCACAAGUGCUGUGACGUACCAGGGCCUCAUCAUGUACCUGGGAGUUUCUGAAGGCAACGUUUAUUUGGAUUUUUUCUACGCUUCUCUUGUGGAAUUUCCUGCUGCCCUCAUACUCAUAUUCACAAUUGAGCGCAUAGGUCGCCGCUAUCCCUGGGCUGCAGCAAAUUUUGUGGCAGGAAUUGCCUGCCUGGCUACAGCUUUCACUCCGAAUGAUAUGCUCUGGCUCAAGGUUACUUUAGCUUGUCUUGGCAGACUGGGGAUCACUAUGGCUUUUGAAAUGGUUUGCUUUGUCAAUACUGAAUUGUAUCCAACGUUUCUCAGAAACCUUGGUGUGAUGGUCUGUUCUUCCUUAUGUGAUUUGGGUGGAAUAAUAUCACCAUUCGUUGUUUAUAGGCUAGCAGAGAUCUGGCAUGAGCUACCUCUUGUAGUCUUUACUUUAGUUGGUUUGAUUGCUGGUGGAACCGUGCUACUUCUGCCUGAGACUAAAGGGAGAACCUUGCCUGAAACCAUCGAAGAUGUAGAAAACUUCCAUCAAUACCACACUAACCAUCUUAAUUAA